This is a messenger RNA of Salpingoeca rosetta, 864 nucleotides long. RefSeq lists its product as uncharacterized. The transcript is spliced from 7 exons. Lineage: Eukaryota; Choanoflagellata; Craspedida; Salpingoecidae. The record is from RefSeq and is a predicted model, not a curated record. The coding region runs from base 1 to 864 and encodes 287 amino acids.
AUGGCCAAGCCAAAGACAACAAAGCCAAAGCCAAAGCCAAAGCGGAUGGGAAAGGGCAAACCACGACGCAGCACCCGCAGAACCUCAACAGUUACAUAUGCCGCUGGCACCCGCGUGAUCCCGCGCAUCGUCGAGCUGGACGAAGCCCUCAGCGCACACGACCAAAGCUCAAAGGCCCACCGCGACUGGCUCUAUGAGAAGGUGGUUGGAAAGCCAGUGGUGAAGCAUGACUACCAAUAUGUCGAGUGCACGGACAUCUACCUGUGCAGCUGGCGCCGCUGCGAUCACGCGUACAAGAACACCGAGGACCUCAUGGCACACAUCACGAACGACCACAUCGCCGUGGAGGCACGCAGCAAGGGGUCUGUGACCUGUGGGUAUCAUCAUUGUAACAAGACGCUGUCACGAAGAGCUAUGGUGCACCAUGUUGCCGCCAAACAUCCCCCCAAGUCCAUUGCCGACUCUGUCGUGCUGGAUUGUCUGGACAGCAGCUGCCCGCGCGUGUUUGUGCACUCGUUUGAACGCGAUAUCCACAUGUCCCUUGCCCAUCCGCGCUUCACCAAGGCGUCGGCAGCACCAGCAACAUCAGCACCAACAGCGCCAACAGCGCCAACAGCACCAACAGCAUCACUAUCAUCAGCACCGACAUCAGCACCAGCGCCAGCUUCAGCCAAACCCACACGAUCAGCGGCGCUGGCGACAACGACAGGGAGCGCAUCAGCGGCAGCGCAGAUGAUGGUGGAGAUGCCAACACUGCUCAUGCAGCAGCAGCAGCUGAUGAGCACACGCAAGCUGAGCAUGAUGCUGCGACGGCAACACCAACAGCCCCGGCGUUACUUCCAAAUGGUGACACGCACACCAUAG